Molecule: messenger RNA, 903 nt
Organism: Aspergillus calidoustus
Lineage: Eukaryota; Fungi; Ascomycota; Eurotiomycetes; Eurotiales; Aspergillaceae
Source: the annotation of a GenBank genome assembly
AUGGCCGACAUCCCACCAACACCCCCUUCACGCUCCCUCCACGGCAAAACAGCCAUCGUCACGGGCGCAGGAUGCCACGGCGACGGGAUCGGCAAUGGGCGCGCAAUCGCAAUCCUCCUCGCGAGCGACGGGUGUAAUGUCCUCUGCGUGGACCGGAACCUCGAGUGGGCGGAGAAGACGGUUGCCAUGAUUACAGAACAAGCGGAAGCGCAGUCGAAAUCUGAAUCUCAAUCAAACUCUGCCUCAGCUUAUGGGAAAGCAAUCGCCAUUCAAGCAGACGUCACAAUCGCAUCCGACUGCGAGUCCAUGGUCAACACAGCCCUCUCCACAUUCUCGCGCCUCGACAUCCUAGUCAACAACGUCGGCAUCGCGGGCGCCUCAGGGACGGUCAUCGACGUCGACAUGGAGCAGUGGGCGAAGAGUCUGGAAGUGAAUGUGUCGAGUAUGGUUCUCGUAUCGAAAUAUGCAGUCCCCGCGAUGCUGAAGAAUGAGCGCGACGAGGGCGGGAUGCGCGGGAGUAUCGUCAACAUGGGCUCUGUUGCGGGACUCCGGGGUGGCACGCCGCAUCUGCUGUAUCCGACGAGUAAGGGGGCAGUUGUGCAGCUCACGAGGGCCAUGGCGGCGCAUCAUGCCGAGGAGGGGAUUAGGGUGAAUUGUGUUUGUCCGGGGAUGCUCUUCACACCGAUGAUGUACGCCGGCGGCAUGUCUGAGGAAGCGCGCGAGGCUCGCCGCAAGCGCAGUCUGUUGCAGACAGAGGGGAACGGGUGGGACUGCGCGACGGCUGUAGUCUUCCUCGCCGGGCCACACGCGCGCUGGAUGACGGGGGUCAUUCUGCCCGUCGACGCUGGGACGACGGCAGCGGUUGGGAUUGGGAUGCCCAAGAGCGCCAGUGUUAAUGGGUAG